Rubroshorea leprosula is the source of this 898-nucleotide messenger RNA. Lineage: Eukaryota; Viridiplantae; Streptophyta; Magnoliopsida; Malvales; Dipterocarpaceae. The record is from the annotation of a GenBank genome assembly.
CAGAAAGUGCCACGGUGCGAUGCAUCAACGAAGGGGAGUACCGCCUAGUGGAGCCACCAUCUCCUACCUACCCGGCUAAUUCCUACUCCCUCCUCUUUUACCCUCUCUUACUAUGACCCUCGAUCAAAGCAGCGAUGGCAAGCCUGAGAAGAGCCUUCCUCAACGCCCACCAAAUCCUAAAGUCCUCUGCUUUACCAAUUCCCACUCGAACGGAGUCCCUUUUCAGGCCGCAUUAUGGUUGGAUUUCUCGAUUUUCUUCUGCUGAUAUUAAUAACCCUCAAGCAUUAGAUAUUGAUCUCUCUAAUGAAGAGAGCAAAAGACGCCUUUUCAACAGACUGUUAUAUAGGAGCAAACAGAGAGGAUUUUUGGAAUUGGAUUUGGUUCUUGGUAAAUGGGUGGAGGAGCAUAUCCAUUCCAUGGAUGAAAAUGGAAUCAAAGCUCUUGUUCACGUCCUUGAUUUGGAAAAUCCUGACCUCUGGAGAUGGUUAACUGGUCAGGAGAAACCCCCUGAGGCUGUGAGCAUUAAUCCUGUCUUCUCCGCAGUUCAAGAGAAGGUCAUGGGAAACCUCAACAGCCAUGCUGCCCCUGAGACACGAGCAACACCUGGCCAACCAUGGGUAAGAGGCUGGGAUGAUAUAAAGAAAGGUCGUGAUGGCCCUAUCACUGGAAACCAGUAGAUCCUUUACCAGUUUUAGACGAUAUAUCAUACCUGCCCUAAAGGAUGUUUUUUUGUAACAAAUGUAGGACAACGUAUGUAUCUUCUGAGUAACUAGUUAUAAUAAUGUGAAUAAGGACACUGCACUAGUGUGAACCGGUUGGAUUAAAGAGCUUUCCCCUUGGACAUAGAUCUUGAUAUGAUCUUCUAUCAAUAAUAUUGUCCUCAAAUGUUUGUUUUAUA